Molecule: messenger RNA, 6995 nt
Organism: Larimichthys crocea (large yellow croaker)
Lineage: Eukaryota; Metazoa; Chordata; Actinopteri; Sciaenidae
Gene: slc6a17
Product: solute carrier family 6 member 17
Exons: 12
Coding region: 633-2825 (730 amino acids)
Biological process (GO): alanine transport; glycine transport; L-leucine transport
Cellular component (GO): synaptic vesicle; plasma membrane
Source: RefSeq, a predicted model, not a curated record
CUACCUGUGUGACGCUGUUAUUACCGUCCUGUGAACACUGCAGAUGUGUGCGUUUUGUUUUUUUUCAUCAAUUGCUGACGUGCGCACGACCGGGUGAGUCAAACCUGCGUCAGACUUCGUCGUGACUUUCCAUAGUAAUUUAUCCAUCCUACUGGGAGCUGAUUUAUCCCACAACACAGCCACACAACCACGUGGAAACCAGAGAGGGCUGCGAGAUCACAUCGUUGAUGUGCCCGGACUGAGACUAAACAGUCGCUGUGAGCCGUUUACCUGCAUAGGUUAAUAUCAUUAUAGUAUCCAAACUUGUGGCAGGCGUUGAGCUCCUGCGUCAGACUUUACGCACCAUGCGCUGCGUGUGGCUGGAAGCUGUGUGAUUUCGCAUCUCUUUGCGCGCAGAGAUGCUGCACACUGAGACAGUCCCUGAAUGAAGAUACGCGAACAUCACUUUUGGAUUCAUACUGUCGCGCUGACUCGGACCCGUUAUAACCUGUUAUAACACUGCAUACAAGAUUUAAGAAAAUAGCACACCUUUCUUCCCCUUGCUUCCUCCUGAUCUCCCUCCACUCAGUCACCUCAGGCUCCUCCUCUUGCCUGAACCACCCUCCACCUGAAGGAGCUCCUGAAUUGCAGCCAUGCCAAAGAACACCAAGGUGACGCAGCGGGAGCACAGCAAUGAGCCAGUCACUGAGUCUGUGGCUGACCUGCUGUCCCUGGAGCAUCCCAUGGACUAUAAGAGCAGUCAGAUGAGUAUGGGUCUGAGUCCCGGCUCGACUGCUCCAGUAAAGGCCCUGCUACCCUCCCCUGAUCCAGACGCUGAGGACGGGCGACCAGCCUGGAAUAACAAGCUGGAGUAUAUCCUGGCUCAGGUGGGCUUCUCUGUGGGCCUGGGUAACGUCUGGAGGUUUCCCUACCUGUGCCAGAAAAAUGGUGGAGGUGCAUACCUAGUACCCUAUUUUAUUCUCCUCCUCCUCAUCGGCAUCCCCUUGUUCUUCCUGGAGCUGGCAGUGGGUCAGAGGAUCAGGCGUGGCAGCAUCGGGGUGUGGAACUACGUCUACCCACAGCUGGGAGGCAUCGGGGUCUCCAGUCUGAUGGUUUGCGGUUUCGUGGGCCUCUAUUAUAACGUGAUUAUCGGAUGGAGCAUCUUCUAUUUCUUCCAGUCGUUCCAGUAUCCACUGCCCUGGGCUGAAUGCCCUAUUCAGAGAAAUGGAACCCAAGCCAUCGUGGUGCCAGAGUGUGAAAAGAGCUCAGCCACCACUUACUUUUGGUACCGCCAGACUCUCAACAUCACCAGCUCCAUUGAUGACACGGGCGGCCUGAACUGGAAGAUGACACUGUCCCUGCUGGUGGCUUGGAUCUUGGUCUGUCUGGCUGUCAUCAAGGGCAUCCAGUCCUCUGGGAAGGUGAUGUACUUCAGCUCUCUCUUCCCAUAUGUGGUGCUUUUCUGUUUCCUGGUGCGAGGUUUGCUGCUGAAGGGAGCGGUGGACGGCAUUGCUCACAUGUUCACCCCAAAACUGGAAAAGAUGUUGGAGCCGCAGGUGUGGCGAGAAGCAGCCACGCAGGUCUUCUUCGCCCUCGGCCUGGGCUUCGGAGGCGUCAUUGCUUUCUCCAGCUACAACAAGCGUGACAACAACUGCCACUUUGAUGCAACGCUGGUCUCCGUCAUCAACUUCGUUACCUCCAUCCUGGCCACUUUAGUUGUGUUUGCUGUCCUGGGGUUCAAAGCAAACGUAAUGAAUGAGAAGUGUGUUGUCGACAAUGCAGAGAAGAUCCUGGGGUUUUUAAACACAGGUGUGCUGAGCAAAGAGCUCAUCCCUCCUCACAUCAACUUCUCCCACCUGUCUACCGAAGACUACGCAGAGAUGUACGGCGUAAUUAAGACGGUGAAGGAGGGCAGCUUUGACCAACUGGGCCUGGAUGCCUGCAUGCUGGAAGACGAACUCAACAAGGCGGUUCAGGGCACUGGUCUGGCGUUCAUCGCCUUCACAGAGGCCAUGACACAUUUCCCUGCCAGUCCCUUCUGGUCUGUCAUGUUCUUCUUCAUGCUGAUCAACUUAGGUCUGGGAAGCAUGAUUGGCACCAUGACCGGCAUCACCACACCCAUACUGGAUGCUUUCAAGAUCCGCAAAGAGAUCCUGUGUGUGGCUUGCUGUGUCAUAGCCUUCCUGUUAGGCCUGCUGUUUGUGCAGCGAUCAGGAAACUACUUUGUCACCAUGUUUGACGACUACUCAGCUGGUUUGCCUCUCACUGUGGUGGUGAUCCUGGAGAACAUCUCUGUAGCUUGGAUCUACGGCACUAAGAGGUUCAUGCAGGACCUGGAGGACAUGCUCGGUUUCAAGCCGUACUCAUUCUAUUACUACAUGUGGAGGUACGUGUCACCAGCUGUCCUGGUGGUGCUCAUCAUCGCCACUGUCAUCGAGAUGGCCAUCAGUCCUGCAGGAUACAACGCCUGGGUGGAGGCUGAGGGUGCAGAGCGUUUCCAUAGCUACCCUCCCUGGGCUUUAGCCAUGGCCUAUGCCCUCAUCGUGGUGGCCAUGUUGCCUUUACCCAUAGUCUACAUCGUCCGACACUUCAACCUGAUCUCAGACGGCUCCAACAAGCUGUCCGUCUCCUACCGUAAAGGCAUGAUGAAGGACAUCUCCAACCUCGAAGAGCAGGAUGAGCAGCGCUUCAUCCUCGGUAAGAACCCCAGCGAGACUCCUUCCCCGAUGCCUGCCCACCGUGCUUACUUAGGCCCGGGUGGCACCCAGGAAAUGACCAACACCAACUAUGGCACCAGCACCAAGACAGGCUACCAGAACAUCGGCUCGCCUGAGUCUGAACUAUGAUCCACUGAGCUCAUAGAUCCUCUCGUCCAUUAAUCCCCGGCCCUGCUUGGAGAGAGGGAAACAGAGGAAGAAAAAGAGGAAGAGAGGAAGGUCAAGAGAGAAAAUCCACUGCCGGUUGUUGCAGCGUUCAUCACACCUUAACCCCCAGAGCUGAAUCCCUCUAUCCCCCUUUUUCUGCUCCAUCGCUCCUCGCCUGUGGUUCUUCCCCACCGUAGGAUCUGUGCUGCUAACUGCCUGUCAAUCCCAGAUGUAAUGACGGGAUCGUGGAGUGUGAGUCCCACCAGAUAUGAUGACCUUUUUCCAUCUGUCAACGUAUUACAGGGGCAGAGAGAGGGGGACAGAGUCAGGAACAGAGGGAGGAAUGAGGCUUAGAAAGGCUCAAUGAGGGCUCAGAUACAGGCUUUGUUUUGUAAUAAGUUCUGGCCAAGGUUAAGGUGUGUGCAACGCUAAAAUGCUUUAGAUUGUACUGAACUCUAAUCCCAUGUGUUCAUCCGUUUGAAGAAGGUUAUUUUUGAGACAGUUUGAUGUUCCUAGAUUUGGGAGAUCAUCAUCUUAUUCUGGUUCAGCUGCAGAGGAUUGUUAUUUGUGGGGAUAGGAUGGAAGGAGACUCAAAGAAAACAAACAUUUUGCCCUGGCCUGUAUCUCCAUACAAGAACAUUUCUUUCUCUAGAGAAUAAAAUGAUCACAAAUACAUCCAUAACAGUAUGUAAAAAGUGAUUCUGAUAGUGUGAACAGUGUUACAAGCACAUUACAUCUUUAAGUUUAUUGUGCCUAUCAUGCAUCAGCAAUAAUAACCAGUCAAAGUAGGGUCCUCGUAAAACCGCAGAUCUCCUUCUAUGCCUACUUUCCCCACUAAUGUAGAAUACUGUACAUAUGUGUUGUGCAAUAGUCUUGAGUCAUCGUAAAUUGUGUACAUACACCUCAGUAGUGCAAAACAAGGGGAAACUUUUCACAUCUUCAUUUCGUCUCCGCGAACACCGAAGCACAGACGCCCGCUAUCGUUAGAGCAUCUCUGAGCCUUAACACAGAGCAGCACUUUUCUUUGAAACAACCUUGACAAACAAGGCUCUGGAGUUAGUGCCAGCAGCGUUGCGCACAUCAUCUCUGUGCUGUUGCAGACGCAGCUGGCCUAGACAAAGCUUUUCCAUUUUAAUCAAUCACUUCAAUCAAGCGUUUCCAUUUUAAUCAAUGCCUUUAGAAGGGCAGAGGUGGCAGUGUGCGCAACUGUGUGCGCGUCAGUGUGUUGUCUGCCACUGAAUGAGAGCUCCCGGUGACCCUGCCUCUUUAAAAAUAGCUGCGUUACCCAGGGGAAGCCGUGGCAACGCACCAUAGAUACAGAUUCUCUUCUGAUGUGGAGGAGGAAGAGGAGAGCGGACACCUUGCUUUGUCUGCUCCACCUGCACGGCUGUUUGCUCAGCAAUACAGAGAUGAGACAUUUUACUGUCCUGCAAGAAUAUAUCUCUAAUAUUGUGACAGUGCAGUGAAAAAGAGGUUCACAGCCAUGUGGAUUUAUCUCACUUCCUCCCUAAAAUAAUGAUUUUUGGGUUUAAUUAUACAUUCCUCAAAUUGUGACAUCAUUUCAUAAGCACUAUAAAUCUACACUUUGAUGUCUUUUUGUGAAAACUAAAGCCCUUCUUUAUUUUUUAAUGUAUAAUGUAUGUUUCGGGGUAUAAUGUGCGAAAUGUACUGUGAUAUAAAUGUUUGGAAUAAGUGGUAAUACUCAGAUUUCACCACUGGGUGUCUCUGCUGGCCAGCAGAAGAGCCGACAACAGGUUAUCUCUGUCUCGUAGCCCCUCCCUGAGACAACACCAAUACUUGACACUGAACAGAUGUAGUGUGAAGCACAGUCAGUCACAUUGUUUGGUGCCUGAACAGCAUCUCUGUUGUCUGUUUGCCUUAUGCUUUUGUCAUUUGGUUUUCUUGAUUAUGUAGUGAAUGUGUCUAUAGUUCGGACCAAUGUCUUGUCUCAUUCACUCGAGCACUUUAAUUAGUAAAGACCCUGGAGUUGUUUGUUGAGUACAGAUUUGACAAAAACCUUUAUACACAUCAAUCACAAGAAUGCUGUCAGAGAAUAUUAUUAUUAGUUAUCAAUAUGUAUAUAUAUAUAUACAGAGAGAGAGGGGGCUGAAGGGCUGAAAAGGCAUCUAGUUUCUUGUGUGUUAGUAUGCAAGAUCUUCUAAAUUUGAGUAUUUUAACAAGUUAUAUCUGGCAUCUUAUGACGUUCAAAGCAUGUGGAUACGCUGCACUCUGCUUCCAUGCCAUUGGCUCUCACUGCUAGAUCCUCCCUGUUGUAUGUGAUGUUAGCGCUUACCAUGUCGAGGCUGCUGUGGUCAUGUGGCCUCUUGCAUCUGCUCAGGUUUCAGGCUCCAGUACCUAGUGCUUAGUAGUGCCUACAAUAGCUUUGAUAUAUUGUGCGGUAUGUACUUUUGUAUUGAAGUUAUGAAUAGAUUCCGUACUUUUUGACCAUAAACCCCUUUAUUUAAUCUAUUUUUUUGCCUGUCUCUCAUAGGUUUUUAUGUUCUUUAACACUGUUUAUGUAAACAAAAAGGGAGGGAAGGGCAGUAAUAUGCCGAUGUUAAACAAAGAGAUCUUUUCACACUGGUCUCCUCCUACAUCACAGGAAAAGAGGUGGCUCAAAGAAUAUGUAAACAUGCUCUUAACGUCUUUAAAACACCAGACUAUAACCUGUUAUACCUGUUAUCUAAAAUUUUGCAUGCAAGAAACCAGAUUUUUUCUGCCAGUUGGCUUGUGACACAAAUGGCACAUACCCUCAGGUGGAGGCACUCACCUGUACUCACCUGCAGCUUUGAUCUAGUGUUACAGUAAAGCACAUCUAGGGAAGCACAGCAAAGUGAGCACAAAGGAGUUUCAUGUCUCAGCAAGAAAUCAAUCUCACCAGUCAAUGAGAUAAAAAAAAUACUGUGAGUCUGUGUGGGUGAACUGGAUGAUGAAACUCGUAGAUUAUUAUAGUUUGUGGUCCGAUCCCUGUAUCCUUCACGCCGUGGAAGAUAGGGCUGCACACUGAAAUGCACUGCCAUCUUCACACUGUAGCUACAAAAGGAUCUGCACAAUAAAUAGGUGAGGUGUGUGAGAGGUGACAAACCUGAGGUGGAGGAUCUUGCACACAGAGAGCACAAUCAAAACACAUGAGAUAAUAUAGUCUUUCAAAAACAGCAUCCUCAUGUUUGAACUCAAUACAUGUUGCACAAAAUCACUUCUUUACUCCGGACGCAGCAGGUCUUGCCUCUGACAUUUAAAAAACACCUCCCAGCACUAUUGAAAUUCUCUGCACAGUGUAAAAACGUCUUCUCAUAUUCGUUCAAAUUUGCUCAGUAAGAAGAUGUUGGCACUUAAUAUUGAUAUUUGACAUCUAUUAUUGAGAAAAACUCCAACUCCAGGGUCGCUUUGUCUUGUCCAUGUGUCAGCUGUGUUGCAUUAUGUACUACAAAGCAACUCCUAGAGGUUAUCUCAGUCAAAUAAGUGAGAUUAACUCAACAAAAGUAAAGUAAUAGUGUAUUUAUUUGACUGUGCAAAUAGUCUUUAUGUGACCAAACCCAUAGUUAUAUUUAUAGUAUUUAAGACAAUGUAUUUAACCUGUACAUAUUGAUAGACAUUCUGAUAAAAUCACACUGAGUAUCUAUAGUAAGAGUGUAUACUUGAGCUGUAAAUAAUAAUUGUAUAUUUUGAGAUAUUUUUUGAUUUUUGUACUGUAGGUAAAGUUACUUUGGUGUCUGUUGGUUUCUAGUGUUAGUGUGUGGUUGUUCUCAAUCGAAAUAGCUGAGCGGCUGUGACUCUGUGUGUGUGUAUUUGAGUGUAUGUUUGAGUGUGUGUAUGUGUGAAGUAAAAGUAUAUGUAGAUCUUUGGUGUUUAAAUGUGUGUGUGUUUUUUCUUUCUUCCUCUCUCAGUGUUGUGUGCUGCUGAUCUAAUCCAGUAGAUUAAAUCCUGUUGUUACAGUGAACUGGGAACUGGGAGUGGUCUCGGGUCACUGUAAGCAAUCUCUUCUGUGUUUCUCACUGGAACUGCUGGAAGUGGCUCCCAGCACAAAACUGGCAACACAAUCAAAAGGAAAUGUUUGACUGUAACAAUGAGCAGAACCUUUAAGAAAGUGUUGAACUGUACAAACAUGAUGGAGCACACAGGAAAUUAAAAUAACCACUUUUAUUGAACAGA